AUGUAUUUCAUUGGUGAAGCUUUUCAAGCGAAAAUUGCUACUUGGGGAAUCCAUGAUGGCGGAACCACUAGCAAGUAUGCGACUGCAAAUGCAAUCUGUGAACGAAUGCAUUUGACCGUGGCCAGCAUUUUGCGAACCAGAUACAACAAUGCUGCUCCAAACUUUCAAGUCGCUGUUGAAGAAAUCAAGCGAGCUCUUGCUGCUUGCAAUCAUGCAAUGAGAUGUGCUGUAUCAACAGCAUUGAUGAACAAUACUCCUGGUGAGACUGUGUUUCAUCGUGACAUGCUACGAAACAUUCCUCUAAUUGUCGAUCUACUUUCUAUGCAGCAAAAGAGACAGUACAAGAAAACUUGA
Cylindrotheca closterium is the source of this 354-nucleotide messenger RNA. NCBI's taxonomy places the organism in Eukaryota, Bacillariophyta, Bacillariophyceae, Bacillariales, Bacillariaceae. The record is from the annotation of a GenBank genome assembly.